UGGCAACUGCCAACGCUCAAGGAAACUCCUCCCUGUUGACAGCACGCUCUGUCGCCUACUCAGCGCAAUGGUAUCUUGGAUUAUUUCUAGACUCGUUGUGCUUGUAUUUGGCACAUUAUAUCCUGCAUAUUCGUCAUAUAAAGCAGUCAAGUCAAAGGAUGUGAAGGAAUAUGUGAAAUGGAUGAUGUACUGGAUUAUAUUUGCUCUAUUUACAACUUUCGAAACCAUCACAGAUAUAUUUGUCUGUUGGCUUCCCUUCUAUUAUGAGCUGAAGAUUGCCUUUGUGGUGUGGUUACUGUCCCCCUACACAAAGGGCUCCAGUGUUCUAUACAGAAAGUUUGUUCACCCAACACUAUCUUCUAAAGAGAAGGACAUUGAUGACUAUCUCUGCCAGGCAAAAGACAAAAGCUAUGACACUCUGGUGACUUUUGGGAGGAAAGGUCUGAAUGUGGCAGCCACAGCUGCAGUCCUGGCUGCGACAAAGAGCCAAGGAGUGCUGUCCGAUAGACUGCGAAGUUUCAGCAUGCAGGACUUGUCCGCUUACCAAUCCGAACCAGCUGAGAUGGACCCUGGAUCUGUUCCCAGUCAGUCUGCAGCUGGACAACACAGGACCAGGAUGAUGAUGCGCAGCAAAUCCGAGACUGGCUACAACAAGGGGCAGGAUUUUGACAUGACUGAAUAUGAAGUGUUGAGCUUCGACCAGUGUGACACCAAGGUGCCGCUGUCCCGCACUGCUAUCCCCCCUGAACCCACAUCCCCUCCUUCGCCCACUCUCACCUCCCAGACCUCUCGACACUCACCACCUCCAUCCCCUGCACGCCUGUCGGCGGAGCAGGCUGAGGACAUGGGGAGUGGGGAAGGGACACCAACAAGCUCCCCGCAGGUCAGGCUGAUUAAGAGGAAGGCGCCUGAGCCUCCUCUUAGAGUCUUAAGGCCUUUCACAAGAUCCAGGAGUGCCCAGCUGUCUUCAAACAGAGAAGCCAUGUGAUAUUGUGGGACUGCUCCCAAGACUGCUCUAGCUGCAUGGAGAAGGGGGUAAAUGAGGAAAUGUGGCCAAUAGCUAAAUGUAUAAAGCAGCAUUGUUUAGAAAAUGGAAACCAAAGCAACUUGUGACCCUCUAUCUUUAUAUAUGACCUUUGGCACAUACUGUAGUGUAAAGGAGACAGGGUGGGUGCUGUCAUUGUAGCAAAUCAGAGUGGGUUCAUUACCGUACAGACAUUUGGGUUUAUUUGUCCCUCAUUGUCUUUUUUGUAUGAAUGUACUGUAUGUAGUGUGUGCAUUUGUCAUUUUUUUUGUCAUAUUUUCUUUUUAGAAUAGUAUGUUUGAGACAAAUGCAUGAAUGUCUCCGGUCAUUUGUCAGGUGAUAUUUCAUCGUAACAACAGAAUGUAUUGUCAAAGAAUCUGUUUCUUUUUUUGUGUCCAGUUGGUCAAUGUUUGAGAGUAGCAGGGAAAACUACUUAAUGUUUGAUGAAGGAUUUGGUUGUCCAGUCACUCUCUUGGGUAUUGUAGCUGGCAAAUACAAUCUGAACUGACAGUUUAACCAGACCCCCAUUAAAGAACAUAAUUGUCUGGUCAGGUUAAUAUCAUUCCUCAAAUGUGGAAUAUAUUCAAGAGAGAAUGGCAAUCGUAGCACCUCAAGAAAGCUGAAUAUUACUAUUUCUUCUAGCAAUGGAACUAAGAGCUGGCCAACUAAAAGGGGGUCAGCUAAGUUUUGCUAUUUGCCUAUAAAGCCUUAAACCAUAAACAAAACAUUUUGAGUUCCUAGUACUACAAAACAGUAAUAUCAGUACAUAAAUAAUCUGUUCGAUUCAGCUCUAUAACAUAUUCACUCUAUGAUUCUUCCAACAAAAACAAAUCACAGUGUUUUUGAAGUGACCAUAUGACUACUGUGUUCACAGUUAAUGCACCAGUUCUAGUACCAUUCAGCUGCCAAAAACAAUUAACAUAAGACAUUUAAGAAUGGUCUAUUCAUGUUUGGUUCACUGAUCAGUAUGUUAUGGGUACUGACAUUAUAAAUGUAUGGGAAAGAGUUCGUAUUCCCAAAAAUAAAUGCCUUCAGGGAAUGUUGGCAAUCACUUUAAUUCUCGUUAUGACUUAUCUAGCAUUUAAGUGUCAUUCUAUUGUUUUGUUAAGGUUUUUGUUGUUUUCUAUAUGCAUAACUACAGGUUUAGCACAUAUAACACACUUUAUAUUGUGCAGGUAUUGUAUAACAAAAGACAGCCAGAUGGCUAUAGGGUCCUUCUUGUAGUCUAAAAUCACUGUGCAAUACUCUACCUUCACUGAACAAAUGUCAAUCCACACUAAAAUUUGACAUUUCUCAAUGUAGCCACAAUCGUUGACAUAUAUUCCCAGACAAUGUGAAGAGAUUAAUUUCUCUCUCACUCCUGCCUGUUGCCUACAUUUUAGGUUUUAGCAAUUACCCUAAAGGCAGGUUUGUUCUUAGCUUCUGUAAAUAAUUAUUGGGAGACUGUUUUUGCCUAUGGUAGUAAGACAAAUAUGGUCAGUUAUGCACUGUCAAUAUGCACAUGAAUUUAGGUUAAACCCUCUUGGCUAUAACACAAUGCAUCAUUCAGUCUAUAAUGCAUCAUCAUUUGAAUAAUUAUGAAUUUUGUUAGAAAUGAAAGCUUCUUCUCAGGUACGUGUUCAGUUUACACAUUAAAAUCAAACGUUCUGGUAGAUACGUUUAACUAUACACCUUGGAAAAUAAAUAUUAGUAAGAGAAUUCUUGAAAUGGAAAAUAUGACUUGAGCAUUCAGUCAGACAUUGCUCUUUUACCCAUUGUCAAAUUAACUUACCGGCUGGUCUUAAGUACUGUAUAAAACAUAUUCCUAGAGCCAUGUCAACCCCUCCUACAGGUAUGACUUCUCAGAAGUAGAAGUGUAUAGAGGAUGAUACUUUAUAAAAAUAAAGACACUGCAUUAACAUUGCUAUGGCAGUUUAUUGAAAGUCAGACUUCAGCUAGUGUUCACUAGGUAUAGUUUCUAUAGCUAUAACUGAUAAACCCUGAAUAUUUCUACAAUUUGUUUUCAUAAAAUGUUAUUUUAAACCUAGCCCAACUGUUGACCUCCUGCUUAACCCUAACCCGAAGACCAAAAAAAUGAAUUUUUUUGUGGCAGUGGAAUAUAAUUGCAAUAGAAGCUUAUGACGUUUGGCAGUUUAUGGGCAGAGAAUUAACCUGUGGUAGAUUUAUAUAUUUAUUUUGCACCAUCAGCAUAGUUGCAGUGUUGUGGUUUUUUAAUGUGACAGCCUGCUUUUCAUAUACUGAAAUUAAGUGAAUUGUGUUGUUGCCAUGUAGCUGUUAGAAGUACACUGAAUAAGCAAUCAUUGCAUGAUUUGUGUUAUUUAGUAAAUAUGGAUUUACUACACAGCUUUGGGUGGAUUUGUGUGGAUUUACCUGCAUUAUUAAAUGCAUUAAUCAUUUUAUGCUGAAAUAUCUGAUUUUUUCACAAUAAUUUUGAAUCACUUUGUGGCAAAAUGAAUUUGUAAAACCUAGAGAGGAACAUUUCUGAUCUAUAUUGAUUAUAAAUCCCAUGAAGGCCUCAGAGUAAAAUUCACUGACAGGAAAGAAUCUUUCAUUAUCUUCAAAUUUUGUUAAUUUCUGUUAAGAAAAAAUGAUAAAACAGGGAUGAGCUAUGAUGACUGUCCAUGAGUGCAUUCUCUGUAUCCUGUGUUGUUGUUGGUGAACUGAUAACCAAUAAAAGAGACAAUGUAGUG
This is a messenger RNA of Esox lucius (northern pike), 3714 nucleotides long. RefSeq names its product receptor accessory protein 1 (gene reep1). Gene Ontology annotation, molecular function: microtubule binding. NCBI's taxonomy places the organism in Eukaryota, Metazoa, Chordata, Actinopteri, Esociformes, Esocidae. The record is from RefSeq and is a predicted model, not a curated record. The coding region runs from base 68 to 988 and encodes 306 amino acids. The transcript has 8 exons. Gene Ontology annotation, cellular component: endoplasmic reticulum tubular network; endoplasmic reticulum membrane; cytoplasmic microtubule. Gene Ontology annotation, biological process: endoplasmic reticulum tubular network organization.